GCUUCUCCGCGGGGCGACAAGCGGUGCGGAGGGGCGCGUGUGGCCCAGGGGCUCGGAUUCUUGGCCUGGAGGAGCUAACGUGACACAGCGAGGCUCGGCGCAUCCUAGUCGCCUGUUGGGGAAGCGGCACGGCUCGCUCGGGCUAAUCGGUGGCGUUGACUGCCCUCCGCUGGCCUGCGGAUGGUUGGGUCCGGCUGGGUCACGCGCUAGGCUCGGUGCAAGGGCCUGCGGAACGGGCUAGCACUUGGCGAGGGGCUGAGCGGUGGCGACAGCUUCAGGACAGUUGCGAGCGGGUUCCAGCUCAGCAUCCGGGAGACGGCGGCGAGCGCCCCAACUGGACAACCUCAAGUCUUUGAAUUUGAGUGCAGUUCGAAUACCUGACUCGUCCGGCCGGCCUUGUACAUGUUCUGGUGUAGGCAGGAUGGUGCAGCUGUGAUCUGUUAACUGGAAGGCCUUGGCCAUUCUCCAGCACCAUGAACGCCAUUGUCGCUCUCUGCCACUUCUGUGAGCUCCAUGGCCCCCGCACGCUCUUCUGCACUGAAGUUCUACACGCUCCCCUGCCCCAGGGUGCUGGAAGUGGGGACAGUCCUGGCCAGGUUGAGCAGGCUGAGGAAGAAGAGGGUGGCAUCCAGAUGAGCAGCCGGGUUCGUGCCCACAGCCCAGCCGAGGGUGCCAGCACUGAGUCCAGCAGCCCUGGGCCCAAGAAAUCGGACAUGUGUGAGGGCUGCCGAUCACUUGCUGUAGGGCACCCAGGCUAUAUCAGUCACGAUAAAGAGACCUCUAUUAAGUACGUCAGUCACCAGCACCCCAACCACCCACAGCUCUUCAGUAUUGUCCGCCAGGCCUGUGUCCGGAGCCUGAGCUGUGAGGUAUGCCCUGGUCGUGAAGGCCCCAUCUUCUUUGGUGAUGAGCAACAUGGCUUUGUGUUCAGCCACACCUUCUUCAUCAAAGACAGCCUGGCCAGAGGCUUCCAGCGCUGGUACAGCAUCAUUGCCAUCAUGAUGGACCGAAUCUACCUCAUCAACUCGUGGCCCUUCCUGCUGGGGAAGAUCCGCGGGAUCAUCAGUGAGCUCCAGGGCAAGGCCCUCAAGGUGUUUGAGGCAGAGCAAUUUGGAUGUCCACAGCGUGCCCAAAGGAUGAACACUGCCUUCACGCCCUUCCUGCACCAGAGGAAUGGCAACGCUGCCCGCUCCCUUACCUCUUUGACCAGUGAUGACAACCUGUGGGCAUGUCUACACACUUCCUUUGCCUGGCUCCUGAAGGCAUGUGGUAGCAGGCUGACAGAAAAGCUCUUAGAGGGUGCACCCACAGAGGACACCCUGGUGCAGAUGGAGAAGCUUGCUGACUUAGAGGAAGAAUCAGAAAGUUGGGACAAUUCAGAGGCUGAAGAGGAGGAAAAAGCCCCUGUUAUGCCAGAGGGUGCUGAGGGGCGGGAACUGACGAGUUGCCCAGCAGACUCAUCCUUUCUCUCAGCCUGUGGGAGCUGGCAGCCCCCAAAGCUUUCCGUCUUCAAGUCCCUUCGACAUAUGCGACAGGUCUUGGGAGCACCAUCGUUCCGUAUGUUGGCCUGGCACGUCCUCAUGGGAAAUCAGGUGAUCUGGAAAAGCAGAGAUGUGAAUCUGGUCCAUUCCGCAUUUGAAGUCCUCCGGACCAUGCUGCCUGUAGGCUGUGUCCGAAUCAUCCCUUACAGCAGCCAGUAUGAGGAGGCUUAUCGCUGCAACUUCCUAGGGCUCAGCCCUCCCGUGCCUAUUCCUGCUCAUGUUCUGGCCUCGGAGUUCGUAGUUGUUGUGGAGGUACACACAGCCACUCGCUCAAACCUCCACCUUUCUGGAUGUGAGGACGACCAGUCCCUCAGCAAGUAUGAGUUUGUGGUGACCAGUGGUAGCCCUGUGGCUGCAGACAGAGUUGGGCCCACUAUCCUGAAUAAGAUUGAAGCAGCUCUGACCAACCAGAACCUGUCUGUGGAUGUGGUGGAUCAGUGCCUCAUCUGUCUCAAGGAGGAGUGGAUGAACAAAGUGAAAGUCCUGUUUAAAUUCACUAAGGUGGACAGUCGCCCCAAGGAGGACACACAGAAGCUUCUGAGCGUCUUGGGCGCAUCAGAGGAGGACAACGUUAAGCUUCUGAAGUUCUGGAUGACGGGUCUGAGCAAAACCUACAAAUCCCAUCUCAUGUCCACAGUCCGAAGCCCCACAGCAGCAGAGGCUCGGAACUGACUCCGAGAACACCUGCUCUGUGGGAAAGGCUGCCCUUGGGUUUCUGACUGCUGGGGUGAGUCCCUAUUUGAGGAGUGAAGACUUAUGGGCUAGGCUUUGCCCUCCUUCUGAGGCUCUCUCAACCCAUGUUGAAAUGUGGGGGACACAGAGACAGUGGUCCCCCUGCAUCAAACUGUCCUGUCAGGAACUGGUGAGAUGUGCUCUGUGCCUUUUGAGGACAAAGGCUGGGAACUGAGAGGGUCGAUCAGCCUGCCUCUGAGGCUUUGUUGUUGCAGGGUGUCCUCGUGGGGGUUAGGACAACACCUUCCCACCAUGGAAGACAGCAAGCAUCCUGGAUCGUUUGUCUUUGGUUGAUGACUUCUCAGGUCAUGUGCACACCCGUGGCCUCUGUUCAGCUUGCCAGCUUGUGGAUACAUCAAAACCAUGGCUGUUUUGUUUGUUUUUGUUUUUUUAAUUUUAGUUUUUGAGUCAGGGUCUUAUUCUGUAUCUUAUCCCAGUUUAGAACUCACAGUGUGGCCUAUGCUACUUCCAGACUUGUAGCAAUCCUCCUGCUUCAGCUUCCCAAGUGCUGGGAUUACAGAACUGAACCAUCAGAACAUUACAUUGUGUUCUUCUCUGUUGCUGGUGUAGCGUUAGCCAGCGACUACAGACUGUGACGGUGUUAAGACAGACCACCUCUCAUCAUUGCAGUUUAAUAAGGAUGCAGCUUGGAAAGAUUUCCUGAAAGCUUUCCCAAUUUGUUUUUAUAAUAUUUUUGGUGUUUGUUUAUAUUUAACAUGAAGACUAUGUGUCUUGGUCUCUGUACAGUUGCAAGAAUGUUGAAACACAAUAAAUCUGUAUUUUUGUAAA
Arvicanthis niloticus (Nile rat) is the source of this 3062-nucleotide messenger RNA. It is a transcript of the gene Flcn, whose product is annotated as folliculin. The record is from RefSeq and is a predicted model, not a curated record. Gene Ontology annotation, cellular component: cytosol. Gene Ontology annotation, biological process: negative regulation of transcription by RNA polymerase II; positive regulation of transforming growth factor beta receptor signaling pathway; positive regulation of TORC1 signaling. Gene Ontology annotation, molecular function: GTPase activator activity. Lineage: Eukaryota; Metazoa; Chordata; Mammalia; Rodentia; Muridae.